GAGCCAUGUCUGACAUCCCAGCUUAUUGCAGGAAGGAGCCACGGCAGCAUGUGCAGCCAAGCAGAACAGAAAGAGGCUGAGGGGGGAGGAAGAACAGGAAGAAAGGAAUAAAAAAAAGGAGAGACUGGGGUGUCUAAGAACUGCAUCAGCUCUUGUUCUCAAAGAACAAAAAACAAUGUGCUUGUGAGCUCAGCCAUCAUGCGGGUGCAAUGAACAACCAGGCGGGCUGAGUCUCUGGAUUUGCUGAGCGCCUCCGUCUCUGCCAGCUUGGACUCAGCCUCGGUAAUGAUUUUGGAGGCAGGGCUUUGGGAAGGCGGUUUUCAUUUGGAUUUGGAGCUUUGUGUUUUAGGAAUAUUCCGCCGGAGAGGAUUUGACCGUGCUGUUAUUUGUGAUUGAACACAGUGUGCGUGAACGGCGGAGGCUCCUGCGCGCGCCGCUCCGCGUGCUCCCGCUGCUGCUUCCCUCCCCGCUGCCUCCGGUGCUGCGGUUAUGACUGAGAAGCGGGGCAUCGCCCAGAUGCAGGGCUCCGGCUGGAUGGGGGCUUAAGGCCUAUAAAUACCAGCAUGGGAGCCAAACAGAUGAAAUGCCUCAGCUCAGCCAGCCCCGCUCGCUCCCCCAAAGAGGAGUACGUCGUCACCAAGUCGACUGACACCGCUGCAGAGGAGGCAGAGCACGAGCGGUCAGAGACGCAGGGGGGAGCCCAGCAGGACAAAUCGGAGCCGACAGAGAGGAAAUCUGCUCCAGAGGAGGUGUCUCUUUGUGGAUUAUGUCCCUCCCUUGGGUACAACGGGCAGGAGGAGGAAAAGUCUUGGGAGGAGCAACUGGAUGCCCAACAGGAGCAGCUGGAGAAGGAGAUGCAGGAGGCCAGGAGGAUGGUGUUCCGGCUGCAGGGAUUGCUGCUGCAAGGCGUCCUCCCUGAAGACGACAAGGACGGAUCCAUGGGUUUUGGGGAGAACCGGGCAAGCACGGAUCACCAACUGGUUCUAAUCCGCAGUCGUCUGGACCAAAGCACGGAGGAAGCCCUUGAUCUCAAGAGGGAGCUGCUCAGACACAAACAGGAGACGCGGCACAUUCAGGCCAUCAAGGAUGCCCUGCAGCAGCGUCUGGCUUUGCAGGAGGACGCUGUGCUGCAGCUAAAGCAGGAUCUGCUGAGGUGCAGCAUGGCCAAAGAUCAGCUGGAGAGAGAAAACGAGGAGCUCAAACGCAAGCUGAGCGAAAGGGACAAAUUACUUAACGAACAUGAGCAACAGUUUGGAAGGAAAGAGAGAAUUCUGCUGCAGCAAAAGCAUGAAGAAGCUCAGCACAAAGCACACGAAGUCAGCCAUGGACGGUCAUUCAGACGUGAAAGUGGAAGCUUCAGAGACUCAGUGAUGUCAACAUCUCCACCAUCAUUCCAGCACAACGCGCCAGGGGAGGAGCUUCAGCUGGUCAGGGAGGCUCUCCGCAGUCUGAGGGACAGUUUCUCCGGACAUGACCCUCAGCAUCACACGCUGGACACCCUGGAGCAGGGCGUCUCCAGCCUCAUGGACCGGCUGCACUCCCUGGAAUCGCAGCGCAGGCAGGACAGAGGGGAGGAGUUUAGGUCGCCGGGACGCAGAGCCAACUCAACCGACCGUGACUCAUGGCCACCGAGCUCCAAAAUGGCGCACUCCCACAGCAGCCCGGGAUUAGACGCGGCUGUUUCCACUAAAGUGCUCUACUUCACAGACCGCUCGCUCACUCCAUUCCUGAUUAACAUCCCGAAAAGGCUGGGUGAAGUGACACUCCGGGACUUCAAGGCCGCCGUGGACAGACAAGGCAAUUUCAGAUACCACUUUAAGGCCCUUGACCCAGAGUUUGGAACGGUGAAGGAGGAGGUGUUUCAGGAUUCUGCAGUUGUGCCUGGCUGGGAGGGGAAGAUUGUAGCGUGGGUGGAGGAGGACCACGGAGAGCGCAGAUGAGGCUCCAAAAUACAACAGUACAAACCUCAGCUGUUCUCACUAGACAAGAAACACACAACAUGUGGUGCAAUAUAAAAAAAAAAACGGUAAAAUAUUAAGUAUUUCACGAUUAACAAGUGCCAAAGGUGAUCAAAUGUUUCUAUAGACAACUCAGACUGAAUGUUUAUUUCCAAAAAUCGACUUCUAGGAAACACUUUAAUGAAAAGGAUGAAUAUUAAACAUUGUUUGAAGCUAAAUUACAAUUUUAUUUAAAAAGUAAAUGCUCAGUUUACAUAAAGGCUGCUAACAAACCUCAAAAUGGAAGCCUUUGCUGACAACAUUCCAGAUUGCCAAACAGUGAUGUUAUUCUGCAUCUGUUUUGAUGUUUUAAUAAACAUAAAUUAUUGCAUGAA
Molecule: messenger RNA, 2332 nt
Organism: Oryzias melastigma (Indian medaka)
Lineage: Eukaryota; Metazoa; Chordata; Actinopteri; Beloniformes; Adrianichthyidae
Gene: dixdc1a
Product: DIX domain containing 1a
Exons: 15
Coding region: 564-1940 (458 amino acids)
Biological process (GO): canonical Wnt signaling pathway
Cellular component (GO): cytosol
Source: RefSeq, a predicted model, not a curated record